CUUGGGUAAUGGAAAACCGUCAUGAUGGUUGAUGUUCUCCACUAACCUCGCCCCCAGUUUUUUUAUUUAAUUUUCUCUAGUUCCCUUUCUUUACCUCGGGAAUCCAUACUAUACUGUAUUCAUCUUGAUGAGCUUUAUUCUUCCAUGAUUGUUACUCAAUAUACUCAUGUAAAUCAACAUUUUUACGAUUAGAGAGACUCGUAAAGAUUAUAACACCCCACUCCUUCCCUCCCCAAAGAAGUGACUGGAAAUGAAAAAUCCCUAAGAAGGAAAAUAGGAAAGCAUACAGAGAUCUAAGGAAAGAAUGUAUUCUUGUCCAUUAAUUCUGCUUUUCUUUUGAAACACUUUAUUCUUUCCAUAUUUCUUUUUAGCAUCUCAGUUUCGUGGUCAUCCAGAAAUUGAUAAGGAAUAACUGAUAGCUUAAGAUUGGCAUAUGAUGUGAGAUAUCACUACCUUUUCCAUCUCUCAUUAAUAUAAAUAAAAUAAGGUGCUCUUUUUUCAUGUCAAUUGUAAACUGAUCAGGCUCUCAUAUAAAAUGUCAAGGACAAGUUUCCUUGAUUUCCAAUACAACCUCUCAAAGAGAAAGUACCUGAGGAAGCCGUCACGACUCUUCUCAAAGGACAAACAGAACUCUGGUGUAACUAUGUUCUCAAAGAACAGACAAAACUCUGGGCUAAAAUAUAUUUUUCAGCCUAGCCUUGAUGAGAUGAAGAUGGUGUUUGACAAAUUUGAUUCCAAUAAAGAUGGGAAAAUAUCUCAACAGGAGUACAAAGCUACCCUGAAAUCUCUAGGCAUGGAGAAAUCGGUGAAUGAAGUGCCAAAUAUUUUUCGGGUGGUUGACUUGGAUGGAGAUGGAUUCAUCAAUUUCGAAGAAUUUAUGGAGGCACAGAAGAAGGGUGGCGGGAUUAGGUCAUUGGAUAUACAGACUGCGUUUCGAACAUUUGAUAAGAAUGGUGAUGGGAAAAUAAGUGCUGAAGAAAUUAAAGAAAUGUUGUGGAAGCUGGAAGAAAGGUGCAGCCUUGAGGACUGCAGGCGAAUGGUGAGAGCAGUGGACACUGAUGGAGAUGGCAUGGUUGACAUGAACGAGUUUGUGGCCAUGAUGACUCAAUCCAUGAGACAUGUUUGAAUCCUGUUCUGGUUGUGUUUCUUGAGGUUGAGUUUAGGUGCACCUCAAUGAAAGUCGUAGGAGUUGUGUUUAUUUAUGUGCUCAAUAAAGCUGCAUUUUGAAGUCAGUUGUUCAAUACAAAUCUAUUAUUAAAAGGAAAACUGAUCGCUCUUAUUGUACUAGUGAUAUUUAUACAACUUUUUUGAA
Medicago truncatula (barrel medic) is the source of this 1312-nucleotide messenger RNA. Its product is annotated as calmodulin-like protein 30. Bases 536 to 1126 code for a protein of 196 amino acids. Gene Ontology annotation, molecular function: calcium ion binding. NCBI's taxonomy places the organism in Eukaryota, Viridiplantae, Streptophyta, Magnoliopsida, Fabales, Fabaceae. The record is from RefSeq and is a predicted model, not a curated record. The transcript has a single exon.